This is a messenger RNA of Laccaria bicolor S238N-H82, 1467 nucleotides long. RefSeq names its product MFS Git1p-related glycerophosphoinositol and glycerophosphocholine permease. Gene Ontology annotation, molecular function: carboxylic acid transmembrane transporter activity. NCBI's taxonomy places the organism in Eukaryota, Fungi, Basidiomycota, Agaricomycetes, Agaricales, Hydnangiaceae. The transcript has 21 exons. Gene Ontology annotation, biological process: carboxylic acid transport; transmembrane transport. Gene Ontology annotation, cellular component: plasma membrane. The coding region runs from base 1 to 1467 and encodes 488 amino acids. The record is from RefSeq and is a predicted model, not a curated record.
AUGGCGACCACUUUCAAGGAGCGUCUCAAAACCGUCUCGCUCAUCUUUGCUUGCGGUACUGCUCUAUUUUCAGAUGGAUACGCUAACGGUGUGAUUGGAAGUGUGAAUACAUUGUUGAGCCGCAUCUACGGGGCAGAUGAGCUUGCCCACCACAACUACAGCCGCAUUUUGAGUAGUGUCGCCUUUGCUGGAACGAUCGUGGGCAUGUUGACCUUUGGUUACCUUUCGGACAAGAUUGGAAGAAAAUUUGGGAUGAUGACAGCUACUGGCAUUGUCGCUCUAUUUUCACUGCUAUCAGCUGCUUCUGCUGGUGCUCACGGCAGUAUUGGUGGACUCCUCAGUAUGCUCAGUGCCAUGCGUUUCCUCUUAGGAAUCGGUGUCGGUGCGGAAUACCCUUGCGGCUCUGUUUCUGCUUCGGAGCAAUCUGAGGAAAAGGGCAUUCACAAGAACGCUCAGCAUCGAUGGUUUGCUCUAGCUACAAAUGCGAUGAUUGAUUUCGGCUUCGUUGUCGCAGCAUUUGUGCCUCUGGUCCUAUUUUGGAUCUUCGGCGAGCACCACCUUCGAGCUGUCUGGCGCCUGUCUUUGGGAUUGGGGGUUGUUCCCGCACUGGCCGUGUUUAUCUGGCGUCUAUCCAUGGAAGAGCCCACCCGUUACAAGAAGGACUCCAUGAAACAUGCCAAAAUACCAUACCGGCUCAUCCUCAAGCGCUACGGGGGCUCGUUGGCUGCGAUUUCUGCUACCUGGUUUCUUUAUGAUAUCAUCACGUAUCCUUUUGGGAUAUAUUCCUCUAUCAUUGUUGAUCGUGUCACUGGCGGAUCAUCUGCUCUUUCUGUAGUGUUCGGCUGGAACGUUAUCAUCAAUUUGUUCUAUAUGCCUGGCACAAUUGGAGGUGCAUUUAUCGUUGACUAUCUGGGCCCAAAAUGGACUAUGAUCACUGGUCUCCUUUUUCAAGCGUUGAUUGGGUUCAUCAUGAGUGGACUCUAUAAACAUUUGACGGAGCAUGUUGCUGCCUUUGUUGUGUAUGGCAUCUUCCUCAGUUUCGGAGAACUUGGUCCUGGUAAUUGCUUGGGAUUACUGGCUAGCAAGAGUAGCCCCACUGCCGUGCGCGGGCAAUUCUAUGGCAUUGCAGCAGCAAUUGGGAAGGUUGGAGCAUUUAUUGGAAUCUGGAUCUUCCCCCCUAUAAUUCAAGAUUUCGGAGGAGCCAAUACUGACAAAGGAAACACUGGCCCUUUCUGGAUUGGGAGUGGUUUCGCUGUCCUUAGUGCUCUUAUUACGUUGUUUUUCAUCCGACCUCUUUCCCAUGACGGAAUGGUGGAGGAAGACCGUGCAUUCCGCGAAUAUCUGGAGGCGAACGGUUACGAUACGAGCGCAAUGGGGUUGAAGCAGACAGAUCCAGAUUUCUCAGCUUCAAUUGACGAGAAGGAACCGAAUGUUGACACGAAGAUUGCUGACAGUGUAGCGGCAUAA